Chanos chanos (milkfish) is the source of this 264-nucleotide messenger RNA. RefSeq names its product chemokine (C-C motif) ligand 20a, duplicate 4 (gene ccl20a.4). Gene Ontology annotation, cellular component: extracellular region. The coding region runs from base 1 to 264 and encodes 87 amino acids. The record is from RefSeq and is a predicted model, not a curated record. Gene Ontology annotation, molecular function: chemokine activity. The transcript is spliced from 3 exons. NCBI's taxonomy places the organism in Eukaryota, Metazoa, Chordata, Actinopteri, Gonorynchiformes, Chanidae. Gene Ontology annotation, biological process: immune response.
AUGACUAAACUCAGCAUCGCUCUCUCCUCACUGCUCCUGCUGCUGGUCACAUGGACGACUCUGACUGAAACCAGCGCAGUAAAAUGCUGCACUAAGUAUUCAGAUGCAGCCCUGCCUGUGGUGCGUCUGAGAGAUUACAGAGUACAGGACCUCACGGGGCUCUGUCACAUCGAAGCUGUCAUAUUCUCAACCGUGAGGGGCAGGCUGAUCUGUGCUAAUCCAGAGGAGAAGUGGGUGAAAGAUGGCAUUAAAUACAUAAAGUAA